Messenger RNA from Prunus armeniaca (apricot), 192 nucleotides. The record is from the annotation of a GenBank genome assembly. NCBI's taxonomy places the organism in Eukaryota, Viridiplantae, Streptophyta, Magnoliopsida, Rosales, Rosaceae.
AUGAUUCUUCUGUUGUUCCUUCCUGAUGAUCCAAUUGAUUGUUGCAUUGAUGAUGACUUAGAAAUUCCUAUUUCCAUGGGGAAAGAGCCUGAGGAAUUGAGAGCUCUCAGAAGGGAGUCUAUUUGGGAGCUAGUGGAGUUACCAGAAGGAAAGAAAACGGUUGCUUGCAACUUGCAAGUGAGAUGUAAUUAA